AUUAUUUUUUUUAUUUUUAUUUUUUUUAAUAUCUUAUUUACCACUCAAUUUGAGAGUCUCCUUCAAGUCUCUUAUAUAAUCUCCCUCAAAUUAUCCAUAUUCCCUCUCUAAAAAAUCCUCCACAAAAAAAUGAAGAAAAUAAAUUAUCUAUUGAGAAAAUGCAAGAGCCUUUCAAGGCAAUUGGGAAGAUCCUCUUCAUAUAGCAGCCUGAGAUCAAAAUCCACAAGAGAAGAUCUUUGGGUUUGUGGAACAAAAAUGGAAGAAGAAGAUUUUGAGCAGCAAAAGCAGCAACUUGAAAAGGUGAGUGGCAAUGAUGUAAUUUUAUAUGUUGGAAGCACAAGGAAGAGAUAUGCAAUAAGUUCUAAGUAUUUGAGCCAUCCUUUGCUAAAUGCUCUUAUUGACAAAUCCAAGUCUAAGAAAUUAUUAGCUAAUGAUGAUGAUGAAGAAGAAGAUUGUAUUUCUGUCAGAUGUGAAGUUGUUCUAUUCGAUCAUCUCUUGUGGAUGUUGGAAAAUUCUGAUCCAAAUAUUAGUUUCGAUUCUAAUUUGGAGGAAUUGGCUGAGCUUUAUGUUUUUUGAAUUCCAUGUAUCCAAAAUUAGUAGGAGUUGUUACGUAUCAGAGUUUUGUUUGGUGACGUUUUUGUUUUGAGAAGAUAGUCAGAAUUCAAAAUUAUGUAUUUACCUUAUAAUUUCUUUGCCUUGUAUA
This is a messenger RNA of Benincasa hispida (wax gourd), 703 nucleotides long. Its product is annotated as SAUR-like auxin-responsive protein family. The record is from RefSeq and is a predicted model, not a curated record. Gene Ontology annotation, biological process: response to auxin. NCBI's taxonomy places the organism in Eukaryota, Viridiplantae, Streptophyta, Magnoliopsida, Cucurbitales, Cucurbitaceae.